Messenger RNA from Desarmillaria tabescens, 1198 nucleotides. RefSeq lists its product as uncharacterized. Lineage: Eukaryota; Fungi; Basidiomycota; Agaricomycetes; Agaricales; Physalacriaceae. Bases 55 to 939 code for a protein of 294 amino acids. The record is from RefSeq and is a predicted model, not a curated record. The transcript has 6 exons.
GGUUGCUACGUGUUGCUCUCGUAACUUAUUACCACGUUGCUCCGACUUUCCCUCAUGGCAGCUCAGGCAGAUAUUCCACCAGAUCUUACCGACAAUGUCAAAGCUUCUAUAUUUCAAUUUCUGGAUGCUAACCUGAAUUCCGUAAUUCUUCUCGCAUUGUUGCAUGGCAUAUACACUGGCAUUCUUGCCGUUACAUUGUGGAAUAUAUUCAUCAACAAAUCUUGGCUGAUCCGACGAGCCUUGGUUGUUGUUAUCAUUCUCCUCCAUGCUCUGAUUACUGUCUCUUUUGCCAUCGAUUGGUCAUUUAUACACUCUGCAUUCAUUGAUAACGGGCAAAGUUUUUGGGCUGUAUACUUGAAGCUUAGCGCUGUGAACCAAGCAGUCUAUUUGGAGUCAGGCAUUCCAGCCUCUAUGAGUACUAUUCUUGCAGACUCAUAUAUUAUCUGGUGCUGCUGGAUGAUUUGGGGACAGCACUGGCUUAUUGUCCUGCUUCCAAUCCUUUCCCUAAUUUCUGCAACUGUGUCAAAAAUCAUUAAUGUAUAUCAUGAGUACUUCAGUGGAUUGAACUCAGUAUUCCUGACACUCUACACAUCCUUCAGUCUAGCAACAACAUUAUGGUGCACACUGCUCAUAAUUUUUCGCAUUUUGACUGUUACUGGGGUUAGAUGUGGAGCAGGCAGCCGACUGAGAGUUUAUCGCCGUUUUAUUGAAGUGCUAGUGGAAUCCUCUGCUCUUUAUUCGAUAUUUCUGAUCCUAUAUCUGGCUUUCUUCAUUCGUGAUGAUUUUGGAACAUAUUACUUUGAAGUCAUAGCUGGUAUUGCGAAAGGAGUUGCACCCACUCUUCUUGUUGGCAGAGCAGCGGCAGGACACACACGCCCAACCGAAGAACACGACGAAACUUCAGUGGUGUCUGCCAUUCGUUUCCAGAUGUCUUCGUGAUCUUCUCAACCUUCACAACCUUCCAUGGCAAGCAUUCAGGAAUCCACCAUGCAGAGCGCAAUCCCUGAAACGGACAUUGAAGCUCAACGGGAGCGGUCGGAUGAGCUCGUGGUAGUUGUUGAAAGGACACAAUAGAGCUCAUGGCGAGGGUCUGAAAGUCGGGUUGAGACUUCGGAUUUAAUUUAGACUGUCAUUUUUGCCUGCUACCCUUUUUGAUUAUCGUGCUCUCUGCUUUAUUUUUCGAACAACUAUAGAGUCU